AUGAUGUGUGCCCCCUCGAUGUGGCUCGGAACGCGCACGCCGCGAAAGGUGAUAAUAGCGGCGCAACGGGCGGGAAGGGUUGCGGAUGAGCGCGCAGGAAGCCAAUACGCGGGCGGCCACGGCGCGGGAAGCUACGGCGAGCGCGCAGCAGCAAGGGCGCUCAGGGGCGAUGCAGCUGCAGAUGGGCGCGCGGACCGGGGGGACCAGGCGGGGGAGAGGCAGGGUGGGGGAGGGGGGACAGGGCGGGGGAGGGGACAGGCAUCACGUCUGCUCAAGACGUGGCGUGGCGCAGGCUUGCGCUCGACUGCACGGAGCAGGCUUGCGCUCGACUGCACGGAGCAGGCUUGCGUUCGACUGCACGGAGCAGGCUUGCGCUCGACUGCACGGAGCAGGCUUGCGCUCGACUGCACGGAGCAGGCUUGCGCUCGACUGCACGGAGCAGGCUUGCGCUCGACUGCACGGAGCAGGCUUGCGCUCGACUGCACGGAGCAGGUGAGCGUAGUGCGAGAGGCGUGUGCGAGAGGCGUGUGCGAGUGGCGUGUGCGAGAGGCGUGUGCGAGUGGCGUGUGCGAGUGGCGUGUGCGAGUGGCGUGUGCGAGUGGCGUGUGCGAGAGGCGUGUGCGAGUGGCGUGUGCGAGUGGCGUGUGCGAGUGGCGUGUGCGAGUGGCGUGUGCGAGUGGCGUGUGCGAGUGGCGUGUGCGAGUGGCGUGUGCGAGUGGCGUGUGCGAGAGGCGUGUGCGAGUGGCGUGUGCGAGAGGCGUGUGCGAGUGGCGUGUGCGAGUGGCGUGUGCGAGUGGCGUGUGCGAGAGGCGUGUGCGAGAGGCGUGUGCGAGAGGCGUGUGCGAGUGGCGUGUGCGAGUGGCGUGUGCGAGUGGCGUGUGCGAGUGGCGUGUGCGAGAGGCGUGUGCGAGUGGCGUGUGCGAGUGGCGUGUGCGAGUGGCGUGUGCGAGUGGCGUGUGCGAGAGGCGUGUGCGAGAGGCGUGUGCGAGUGGCGUGUGCGAGUGGCGUGUGCGAGAGGCGUGUGCGAGAGGCGUGUGCGAGAGGCGUGUGCGAGUGGCGUGUGCGAGUGGCGUGUGCGAGUGGCGUGUGCGAGAGGCGUGUGCGAGAGGCGUGUGCGAGUGGCGUGUGCGAGUGGCGUGUGCGAGUGGCGUGUGCGAGUGGCGUGUGCGAGUGGCGUGUGCGAGUGGCGUGUGCGAGAGGCGUGUGCGAGUGGCGUGUGCGAGAGGCGUGUGCGAGUGGCGUGUGCGAGUGGCGUGUGCGAGUGGCGUGUGCGAGAGGCGUGUGCGAGUGGCGUGUGCGAGUGGCAUGUGUGUGCGAGUGGCGUGUGCGAGAGGCGUGUGCGAGAGGCGUGUGCGAGAGGCGUGUGCGAGUGGCGUGUGCGAGUGGCGUGUGCGAGUGGCGUGUGCGAGAGGCGUGUGCGAGAGGCGUGUGCGAGAGGCGUGUGCGAGUGGCGUGUGCGAGUGGCGUGUGCGAGUGGCGUGUGCGAGUGGCGUGUGCGAGUGGCGUGUGCGAGUGGCGUGUGCGAGUGGCGUGUGCGAGUGGCGUGUGCGAGAGGCGUGUGCGAGAGGCGUGUGCGAGAGGCGUGUGCGAGUGGCGUGUGCGAGUGGCGUGUGCGAGUGGCGUGUGCGAGAGGCGUGUGCGAGAGGCGUGUGCGAGAGGCGUGUGCGAGUGGCGUGUGCGAGUGGCGUGUGCGAGUGGCGUGUGCGAGUGGCGUGUGCGAGUGGCGUGUGCGAGUGGCGUGUGCGAGUGGCGUGUGCGAGUGGCGUGUGCGAGUGGCGCGUGCGAGUGGCGCGUGCGAGAGGCGUGUGCGAGUGGCGUGUGCGAGUGGCAUGUGUGUGCGAGUGGCGUGUGCGAGAGGCGUGUGCGAGAGGCGUGUGCGAGAGGCGUGUGCGAGUGGCGUGUGCGAGUGGCGUGUGCGAGUGGCGUGUGCGAGAGGCGUGUGCGAGAGGCGUGUGCGAGAGGCGUGUGCGAGUGGCGUGUGCGAGUGGCGUGUGCGAGUGGCGUGUGCGAGUGGCGUGUGCGAGUGGCGUGUGCGAGUGGCGUGUGCGAGUGGCGUGUGCGAGUGGCGUGUGCGAGAGGCGUGUGCGAGAGGCGUGUGCGAGAGGCGUGUGCGAGUGGCGUGUGCGAGUGGCGUGUGCGAGUGGCGUGUGCGAGAGGCGUGUGCGAGAGGCGUGUGCGAGAGGCGUGUGCGAGUGGCGUGUGCGAGUGGCGUGUGCGAGUGGCGUGUGCGAGUGGCGUGUGCGAGUGGCGUGUGCGAGUGGCGUGUGCGAGUGGCGUGUGCGAGUGGCGUGUGCGAGUGGCGCGUGCGAGUGGCACAUGCGGGACAAGGCUGCAGAUAGGAGGCGAGGCAUGCAGGUUGCGGUGGGGUGUGGUGGGUUAGGAUGGAUGGAGGAGCCCCGCAAUGCGAUCGCUGAGCGCACCACAGCAUGUCCACUCACACCCCGUCUGCUCACUCACACCCCGUCUGCUCACUCACACCCCGUCUGCUCACUCACACCCCGUCUGCUCACUCACACCCCGUCUGCUCACUCACACCCCGUCUGCUCACUCACACCCCGUCAGCUCACUCCCACCCCGUCUGCUCACUCACACCCCGUCUGCUCACUCACACCCCGUCUGCUCACUCACACCCCGUCUGCCCACUCCCACCCCGUCUGCCCACUCCCGCCCCGUCUGCCUACAACCCGUCUGCCCACUCUGCGGCACGAGCGCACUCUCUGGACUUGUCUGUGGCAACGGGGCAGCUGUGCUGGACCGCUGUGUGCUGACGGGGCAGCUGUGCUGGACCGCUGUGUGCUGACGGGGCAGCUGUGCUGGACCGCUGUGUGCUGA
Messenger RNA from Closterium sp. Yama58-4, 2832 nucleotides. The record is from the annotation of a GenBank genome assembly. NCBI's taxonomy places the organism in Eukaryota, Viridiplantae, Streptophyta, Zygnematophyceae, Desmidiales, Closteriaceae.